Daucus carota subsp. sativus is the source of this 2922-nucleotide messenger RNA. RefSeq lists its product as uncharacterized. NCBI's taxonomy places the organism in Eukaryota, Viridiplantae, Streptophyta, Magnoliopsida, Apiales, Apiaceae. Bases 129 to 2735 code for a protein of 868 amino acids. The transcript has a single exon. The record is from RefSeq and is a predicted model, not a curated record.
AUGCAGAGAGUCGUGGAAAAACUUAUAAGUACCGAUAUUAUUCACCGAGAAACAAAAAGGUAACGAGUUUUGAGCUUUUACAGCUGAGUUAACUCACCAAACAAAACCCUAAAAAUCGAGAAAUCACCAUGAACAACCCCUCUCAAUCUGAAAACCCUGACCCAUAUUCUACACAAUUGCAACAACACCAAUUUCCCCAAUCCCAAAACCCCAUUUCCUCUGAUCAUGAAAACAAUCCCCAAACCCCAGAGGUUCCGAUUCUUCAAAGCCCACAAAAGUCCGACCCGACCCAAUUAGAUGAAGGCCAAGAAGAACGAGAAGAAGAAGAAGAAUGUUCAGGUAUGGUAUAUAAAAGCAAUACUAAGUUGGCUAAUCGCAGGAAUCUUAAUAGACGUAAGAAAGCUUUUGUGUACCAGAAGCAAAAAGCAAUUGAUAAGAAAGUUCAUAACUUGCUUCAAUUAGGAACCCUAGUUCCCUUUGUGCCACCCGAAAGAUUUGAUUUUGAUAAGCAUGCAGCGUUGUUGAAGCGUCUUGGGUUGUGGGAUUUUGUUCAUAUUGAGUUUGAUGAAGUAAUUAGAGAUGAUCUUGUUGGUCAGUUUAUUGUUUCUUAUGAUAGUGCCAAGAAAUGCUGUUUUGUGAAUGGGAUUAGGGUUGAUGUGAAUAGGACUAAGUUUGCUAGGGUUUUGAAGUUGCCGUCUCCGAUCAAGAAGGAUAAGGUUGUUGGUAGUGUGGCGGAGGCGGUUAUUGAUUUGGAGGUUUCCGAGGAAUGUGUUGAGUUUGUGGAGAAUUUUGUGUGGAGUUGGCUGGUUUUGCGUGGGGGUGAGUGGAUUAUGCCUAACGAGGUUAAUGUUUCAUUGGGGUUGAUUAGGGAUGGGCAUCUGGAGAAGAUAGAUUGGGCUACUUUGAUUUGGGUUAUGGUGGAGAAUGAGUUAAAACAGAAGGAUCAGUUGCCGGUUUGUUAUUAUGCUUCCCAUAUGCAGUAUUUUAUCAAGUCUCAGAGGAAGGAUUUUUUUGAUGAGGAGAGUGAAGAUUUUGUUAUUAAUGAGACAAUGAAGGAAGAAGAGAAAGCAUUAAACGAAGAGGAGAUACAUAAGGUUAAGGUGGAGGACAUUAAGAAAGAUGAGGAUUUGUUAGAAGAGGUCGUGAAGGUGAAUGAUGAGGUUGUGGACGACAAGGACCUGUUGAAGGCAAGGUCCCAGGAGGUGAAUGAGAAAGAAGUUAAGAAAGGAUUGCAUGAGGUGGAGGUGGAGGUUGCGGAAUUGCAGGAAGGUCCUCCAGAGGAGGCGGUUGAUGCAGGAGUGAAGAAAGAUUUGGUUGGUAGUUUUCAUGACUUGAGCAUGGACCGAGACAAAUUUGUUACAAUAGAACCCAAUAUAGGAUUGACUUCGGGAUGGCAGGAUAUAGCCCAAAAAGAAGAGAUCAAGGAUAAUAUGAUGAUGACUGGUGAAGCGGGCCUGGAGAUGAAGAAUGAUGGCAAACAUUCCUUGCAGCCUUGUACUUUCAGAGAAGGUAGUGGUUAUAAUGGUAACAAGGAGAUAAAACAGGAAGUUCGGCUGCUAGAGACAGAAGAAGAGGAGCACAUGGAAGAGGGGGAGGGCAUGCAGGAAUGGGAGAACAGGGAAGAGGGGGAGCAUAUGGAAUCAGAUGACGUGGAUGAGUUGGAAGGGGACGAAAUCGGGGAACAGCUUGAGGAUGAGGAUGAGGAUGAGGAUGAUGAGGAUGAGUAUGAGUACGAGGAUGAGGAUGUGGAUGAGGAAGAACCCGAGGAUGUCGUAGAAUGUGAUAUGGCACCAAAUCAUUGCUCAGUUGCAGGGACUGAUUUGACAGGUGAUCCACUCCAAGGAUUUGAAACAACCCAGUUACCUCUGAAUCUGCAGGGACAACAAUUUCAGAAAAACUCAUCGUUGGAUCUUUUUACUUCAAAUGCUGAAACACAAGUGAUGAUGGGUUGUCCUUCUAUGCUUGGUCAUGGUCACAAAAGAGUAUUUGAGUAUGAGCAGGGUACUUCACAUCUAGAUGGAAGUAAGAGGAUCAGGCAUGAUGUUGGUUGUGGUCAGAAUACCUCUGAUUUUAGCUUUUGCAUGGACCAAGUAAGACAAUACAUGGAAAAAGCCAAGAUUAUCUAUGAGGAGAAGAGUCAGGAUUGUAAUCAAGUAAAUGAGAAUCAACAGUAUUUGCUUCAUGAGCUGCAGCGAAGGGACAGUAUCAUUGAAAAUUUGCGAAGGAACAAAAAUGAGGAACUGCAGAAAAAGGAUAGAGAGAUAUAUCGGCUUGAGCGUGAGCUUGGUCUACUUGGAGAACUUGUAACCGGUUACAGGGAGGCUUUGAAAGUAAAUCGAAAUAUGUUCUUUGAAUAUAGACAGCGAUGUAAGCUUCCUGAAGAGCCUAUUUACAAGGAUGCUGGUUCAGGGGGUCUUGUCUUGAGCACCACAGAUCUGGAGAAUCAACGCCAGCAGCAAGAGAAUGAAGAUAGGUUGAAGCGGUUGUUGAUUGAACAGAAGUAUAAUGAAGCACUAGAAGGCUAUGUUAACCAGUUUCAAGUACUUUUUAGGAAGGUUGAGAUGAUUUAUGUAAAUAGAUUGACCCCUGUUGUCAAUGAAGUGGAACUGCUUAAGAAUUUGUAUGCAGCAAGACGACGAGCUCCAGAAACUCCAGUUUGUGUGCCUCCUGAAACGACCUGCCAUCUGCAUAGCAAUUUGGAAAAUGAUAGUGUUUUUGGACAUCAAUCUUCAUAAUUUCAAAACAGGUGGUGAUGAAAAAAUGAAACUUGUCGUGGUUUUGGAUGGUAUGGACUUUUUUUGCAAUGUAUUCAUAUUAUAGUUUUUUCAUUAAGGUACCAGAUUUCUAGUCCCAAAUGUUCUUAAUCCUCCUUAUAUGGUAAAUUUUGAUGCACUUAUUAUAAUUAUUGGUUAAGUUUGGGCA